Molecule: messenger RNA, 1774 nt
Organism: Panicum virgatum (switchgrass)
Lineage: Eukaryota; Viridiplantae; Streptophyta; Magnoliopsida; Poales; Poaceae
Product: phospholipase A1-II 1
Exons: 2
Coding region: 584-1774 (396 amino acids)
Biological process (GO): lipid metabolic process
Molecular function (GO): glycerophospholipid phospholipase A1 activity
Source: RefSeq, a predicted model, not a curated record
CAAAUUUUGUUUUUACAAAUAUACUUAAGGAGCAUAAUUAGUAAAGAUUUUUACUGUCAAAUGCUUUUGUUAUCUGCAUGAUUUGAUGUAUGUAUCUAGUUUGGAAACUGGUCCAAUCGCUGCAGAUUGUAUUUAAAUGUACACUAGCCACUUUGACCGGAGUAAAUUUGUGCAAAUUAGACAUAUGGACCAACUGCUGCCUGCUGGUCCUUGAAGAUGGAUGCCUAUCUUGAGAAGCACACAAAGAUAUGAUGGCUGCACAUUAUUUGCCUUCCCUACUUUGUCUGGUUGCUGCCAGUUGGCAUGAAGAGAGUGGUGGAUUUCUCUUUAAGGCCUUAUUUGAUCCGUGCAAGCUUCUCUAUGCUUUGAAAUCCAGGAUCAAUAUUGCCCAAGUUGGCCAGCAGACUCAUACAGUGAGAAUGACAGGGGAGCUCCAAUUCUUCAUGCAUAUUGAACUGCAUAUCUGAUGGACAAUGCAGCACCUAUCAUCUUUCCUAUAUAAAUAUAUGAAAGGGAACAUGAAGUUCUGGCAUCUUGCUGCUUGUAGGUUGUAGCACACCAAGAAAGAGAAGUAGAAGCACACAUGGCAAACAUGAGCCUGAUAAGAGGGAUUGGAAGCAUUGCCAAUAGAUGGAGGGAACUCCAUGGCAUGAAUUAUUGGAAGGGGCUACUUGAUCCCCUCGACGUUGACCUUCGGAGGACUAUCAUCAACUACGGUGAGCUCUCCCAGGCAGCCUAUACUGGGUUAAACAGAGAGAAAAGAUCAAGGUAUGCCGGGUCUUGCCUCUUCAACCGCAGGGACUUCCUCAGCAGGGUGGAUGUAUCAAACCCAGAAUUGUAUGAGAUUACAAAGUUCAUAUAUGCAAUGUGUACAGUCAGCUUGCCUGAUGGAUUCAUGAUCAAGUCUCUGUCAAGGGCUGCAUGGAGCAGGCAGUCAAAUUGGAUGGGGUUUGUUGCAGUAGCCACAGACGUGGGUAAGGAAUUACUUGGGAGGCGGGAUGUGGUGGUGGCGUGGCGUGGGACAAUACGGAUGGUAGAGUGGAUGGAUGAUCUUGAUAUUUCCUUAGUGCCUGCUUCAGAGAUAGUUCUUCCAGGCAGAGCAACUAAUCCCUGCGUGCAUGGAGGGUGGCUUUCUGUCUACACAAGUGCUGAUCCAGGGUCGCAAUACAAUCAAGAGAGUGCACGAUAUCAGGUGUUGAAUGAGGUCAAAAGGAUACAGGAUUUGUACAAGAACGAGGAGACUAGCAUCACCAUAACAGGUCACAGCCUUGGGGCAGCACUUGCCACAAUCAACGCCAUUGACAUCGUCUCCAAUGGCUACAACAAGAGCUGCCCUGUGUCCGCAUUUGUCUUUGGAAGCCCUAGAGUUGGCAACCCCGACUUUCAGAAAGCAUUUGACAGCGUAACGGAUCUGAGAUUGCUCCGAGUUAAAAACUCUCCUGAUGUGGUCCCAAAAUGGCCAAAGCUAGGAUACAAUGAUGUCGGUCCAGAGCUAAUGAUCGACACAGGGGAAUCACCCUACCUGAAGGCCCCUGGAAACCCCUUAACAUGGCAUGACAUGGAAUGCUACAUGCAUGGUGUUGCAGGGACGCAGGGGAGCAGUGGAGGGUUCAAGUUGUUGGUUGAUCGAGAUAUUGCCUUGGUCAACAAACAUGAAGAUGCACUGAAGAAUGAAUAUUCAAUUCCAUCAUCAUGGUGGGUGGUACAGAACAAAGGUAUGGUGAAAGGCAAGGAUGGCCGGUGGCAUCUGGCCGACCAUGAGGAUGAUGACUGA